UUUUGAACGAAUUGCCACAUGGAGCAAUGACAUAACAAUUUUGACGUUUCAGUUUUAAAUGUUUCAAUUUUCAGUUUUCUCAGUUCUCAUCGCAUAGCUGUGGAUAACGAAUUAAAAAGUUAAAUGUUUCUAUAAUUAUGUGUACAUGAUAGAUUUUAGGACAAUGCGUUAGUUGGUGUACACCGAAUCGUAACACUUCUAAAUAAAAAAAAAAUAGUUCCUAUUGCCGAAGAAUUUCAAGCGAAGUUGGCGCAAACAAUACCCAACAGUAAGCUUCAAGACUUCAAAAACAAUUAUGCCUCCUCCUCAGAAAGGAAAAGCACCCACCAAGGGGGCUAAACAAAUUUUGGCUGAGAAUUCUGCAACGGUAUCAUUUUACCGUAACAUGUCAUUAGGGGCAUGUGCAGUUUACACCAGUGUUACUUUGUUCCUUUAUUAUGAAUACUUAACAGCAUGGGUUAUAGUCAUGAACAUUUUUGUCAUUGCUCUCUAUGUAACAUGCAAUCAAAUAAUGAGGUAUAUAAGUCGUCCCAGCUAUUCAGAUAAUAGCCAGCUCCUUGACCCUGGAUUAGAUUUAAACAUGGAAGGUGGUAUGGGAGAACACGUAAAGGAUAUUGUUAUACUAACAUCCAUCACACAUGUUCUAGCAGUUUUUUCAAACUACUUCUGGUUACUUCUCCUUCUUCUUCCUGUGAGGGCUUUUUGGCUAUUGUGGGUAAAUAUUCUCGGCCCAUGGUUCUUCCAAGAAGCACCCCAAGAUACAGAGCAGGAUGAAAAGAAACGGAAAAAAAUGGAAAGAAAAAUGAAGCGAUUCCAACAGUAGGGAGUAAUCAUUAAAUAGUACUUACAUAGUAAUACACCCUUUUCAUGCCAUUCAUAUAUUAUGAUAACUUAAUAGCCCCUAAUAACAUUAGGUGGUUAUUUUUUUUCUAUUCAUACUUAAGCAAUAUUGGAAAGGUUGAUACAUCAAAUAACAUGUAAAUAUAAAAUAACUUUUGCAAUUUAUUAUUAAUUAAAAACUGUAACAUGUUUAUUGUCAUAAAGAUCAAAAGUACUUUAAGAUUAUAUUACUGUUUUGAAUUGUAAAAAAAAUGGUUAAGUUCAAUUUACACUUGUGUGACAUUUAUUUUUUGUUAAAGGCACAUACAUUAUUCUUUGUUUUUCAUAAAUUUGAUUUUAAAUAUAAAUUCGUAAAGAUCAUUUUUAAACAGAUCACUAUUCUUAAAUAUCCAAAUUGUAUUUUAUGAAAUGUGCUAUUAAAGAAUACUCAGACAAAUAAAAAAAAUUGUCUUUGCUGACUUUGACAUACUGCCCAUAUAAGAUUUAACAGACAUUUUCGUUAAGAACUACUCUGGUAAUAACUAUGAAUAAUUCUAUAAUUUUUAAAAGUAAUAUAUUUUGUAAUAUUUUUAUAUUUCGAUUUGAAUUAAUGUAUUGUAAAGAAAUAAGCGUAAUAUGUAAUAUGAAUAAUUAUUAUUCAGUAUUUCCUUAUAAAACCAUCAAGACAACAGAUUUAUAUUUUGCACCUUGUGUCUAGUAUCAAAUGUAAUAGCACUGCCUUUUCCCUACAUUAAAUUCUUAAUUGUUGUUUGUGGAAUUUGCUAAAACUUAGUGCAAGAGAUAAAUAAUGAAUUUAAAUUCAUACUAUUGUAUAGAGUUGAUAUUUAAUUGACAAUUUAAAGUAUUUUUACGAAAAUUUAAGUAAGUAUUAUUGUAAAAUAGUAUUUACUGUUCUAAUGUUCAUAAUCAAUGUAUGUAUUUUUGAUUAUUUUUUUGAUACGCAUAGCAUUGUUCGUGGUAAGUGUUUACUGGUGCGUAUUUUUUGUUAUUCACAUAUAUUUAUUAUGUGGAAUUUUUGUACUCUUCGGGGAUUUAUUACAUUGUUUAAUAUCGGUACUUUUGACGCCACGUUAUGGUUUACUGUAUAAUGCUGCAAAACAUUAAUCUAAGUCUUUUCUCCUAUAUUACUGUAUUUUUGUAAUAUGUUAAAGCUAUUUUUCUCUAAAUAGGUUAUUUAUAAUAUUUAUUUUGCAUUCUCUCAAAAAUAUGAGUGUAGAUAUUAUAUUCCUUCCUUUUACUGGGGCCUUAUUCUCUAUCCCGCACGUUAUUUUGACAGAGCGUAACAAGCACGUAACACAAGGCAUCAUGUUUAGGACUAUAGAAAUUUGGCUUACAGAAUACCAUUCCACGCACAUUUCUCGAAGAUAACAUAACACGGCCGCUUUACGCGUUUACACUAUCAUACAGAAUAAGGGCCCUGUACGUAGUUAUAAGAUGGCAACUACAUAGUUGAAGUUUUGUCCGUUUCAAUAUACAGUGUAAAAUUAUUAUGAUGACUUUCAUUAUGACGUUAUAAUUCCUAGAAGCAAAUGAAGCAAGUUAUACCUAAUUAAAAUAUUGUUAUGCGCAAUCGCACCGCAUUCGAACAGGCCGUUUAUUAAGGCAUUUUAGGCAAAAUAUAUUUAGGCGUUAUUCUGCUACGGUGCUGAAAGAGCAGGAAGAAAAUCCACGGAAGCAAGGAACAGAGGUAGAAGGGAAGAUCGAUACCGCAGGGACGAUGAGUAAAACCAAAAGGUUACCCGAACAACAUAUAUGAACUAGUACACUUAAAUGCGGACUGCAAAUCGGUCUAAUGAUUAGAUACAAAUUACCAAAGCGAAGGCGGCAGGAACCGGAUUAUAUGGACCCUUCGCCAUUGACAUACCGUCAUUGAUCAUAAUGCCUGCUUCGCUUUUAAUGUUCCUAGAUGCAUUUAAACGUGUAGGUAAACAUCAAUUAUCAUCAUCAUCAUAAACAACAAAUUGCUCCAAUAGUAAGAGCCAUAAACAUAUUUAACGAAGUUGGGCGGAACGGAGAUAUCUUUAAUUGUACACUGGCGGAAUUCAUAAGGGUAGCUAUAGAAACUCUAACUAAUAAUGUAUCGACUAUAAGAAAUACCUAUACAUAACUAUCUGUAUCUGAAUUGGCUAUAAUAUGACAAUGUCAAUAUAAUCGCAUUGGGUGUAAAUCCUGUAAGAUUCUAUUUAAUAAAUAAAUAAAU
Molecule: messenger RNA, 3040 nt
Organism: Manduca sexta (tobacco hornworm)
Lineage: Eukaryota; Metazoa; Arthropoda; Insecta; Lepidoptera; Sphingidae
Product: transmembrane protein 208-like
Exons: 5
Coding region: 296-823 (175 amino acids)
Biological process (GO): vacuolar protein processing
Cellular component (GO): intracellular membrane-bounded organelle
Source: RefSeq, a predicted model, not a curated record